AUGAACGCGCCGGUGUCGAUUAAGGUUUCGACAAAAACGAUAAGAACCUACUACGGCCACUUCCAGAGCGACCGUAGAACCGGCAACCGCACUCGAUUUCGUAAAUUCCUUGAUAGUUUCAAUCUGACCUCGAAUUCACCAACUCCGCUGGAUAUGACCAUGGGAGAGGAAAAUAAACCCAACGUUUCCAGCCAAGGAAAUGGCGACCGAAGCGGCGGAGCGCCAAGGUUUUCUCCGCCAAAGCAUGUCAAAAUGACAGUGCCACCAAUUCCAAUCGUCCCUUAUGAAGGAAGGAACGAGGAGAGGAGCUUUCCGGCGUUCAUUCGAGAACUCAACCUCGCUACAGUCAAUUUAUGUUGCUCUGAAGAUAGUCUGGUGAUCGUUUUGCCGUCGUAUUAG
Messenger RNA from Bursaphelenchus xylophilus (pine wood nematode), 399 nucleotides. The record is from the annotation of a GenBank genome assembly. NCBI's taxonomy places the organism in Eukaryota, Metazoa, Nematoda, Chromadorea, Rhabditida, Aphelenchoididae.